AUGGGCAAUAAUUGCUGCUUUAGCAUGAAAUAUAGAAUAGAAAAUGGAGAAAAAAGGGAAAUAUUAUUAGUUUAAUAAUAAUCUAUAGUGGAUGAUAAACAAAUAGAUCUAAAUGAUAGCAAUCCAUAAUUGACAAACAAAGAACAUCCUUCUAGUUAAUCAAGUUCUGUAUAAAAUAGCUCAAGAGCAUAUAAAAAAAAUGAUAUGAAUACUACUUAAAAUACGACUACUGAUCAAAAAUCUACCUAAGCCUGUCCCUAAAGUGGAGAAGUAAAUUAAGGCUUCAAUUAAAAAAAAGCAUCCCCUCCUAUUGAGAAUGAAAACUAGUUUUAUUCACAGGAUAAACAUUUGAUUAGACCAGACUUUCAUGUGUUUAAUGAAAUUUUUUAAAAACAAGCAAGCAAACCUUUAUCAGCUUCCGAAAAAUAAAUAUAAAUGGAAAAAAAAUUAACUAUGCUAGAAAACUAUAUAAAUGAUUAGUAGCAACCUGAAUAUAAUUUCAUGCUAGUACAGCAAUAACCAUCUAUAACAAAUUAAUUUAAUUGCGAAAAAGAUGUAGACGACAAAUCUAUAAAAUAAGAUUUACCAAAUGCAACACCAUAUUAUAAAACUAUAGAGUCUUAGUAUUUUGAUAAGUUUUCUUUUGAUGCUUUUUUGAAGGUUAUAGAUUAAAUGUAAUAAAAUUCUUUGAAAGAUGGUUCAACAUAAUCUCUGAGUACUUCCAUUAAUUAAUUGAAUACUAUAAAUUAUGAUAAGUUAAUCAAAACAUAUGAUAAUGGAGAUGUUUAUAUUGGUAAUUUAAAUGAAAAUAAUCAAAGAGAAGGCCAUGGAAAGUUGCUAGGCUAAAAUGGUAUAUACUAUGAGGGAGAAUGGGGUAAUGACAAAUAUGAUGGUAAGGGUACUUUAAUUGAAUUUGAAAAAAGUUGCGUAAAGGGAAAUUUUAGAAAUGGUCUACCUCAUGGUAACUGCUUACAAAUAAAACUAAUCAAAAAGCCAAAAGAGUACAAGAAAAGAGAAACCAACGACCUUGAUUUUGACGAGUGGUCUAAAAAAAAUUCCUUGCUUACAAUAAAUAGUGAAUUUCAGAGUUUUUUAAUUGUAAAGUAUAAAGGAGAAUUUUAUAAUGGACUUAAGUAAGGUAAUGGUGAAUUAGUCAUAGAAAAAGUUUUGAGAUAUGUUGGAGGAUUUGCAAACGAUAAAUUUGAAGGAUAUGGAAUAUGUGUCUAUACAAAUGGAAACAUUUAUGAAGGGUAAUGGGUCAAUGAUAAAAGAGAAGGCAAAGGAUCUGAAAUAUGGAAAAGUGGCAAACAGUAUUAAGGUGAAUAUAUGAAUGAUUAAUUUCAUGGUUAUGGUUAAUUAGUAAAUGAGAAAGAAGAAAUUUAUGAAGGUUAUUGGUACAAAGGAGAAAUGGAAGGUCAGGGAAUAUUAACUAAACCAAACAAAAAUCCUAUAUAUGGUCAGUGGUAAAAUGGUACUCUAGUGUCAUGUAUUCCAUUAUGA
Tetrahymena thermophila SB210 is the source of this 1500-nucleotide messenger RNA. RefSeq names its product MORN motif protein. The record is from RefSeq and is a predicted model, not a curated record. NCBI's taxonomy places the organism in Eukaryota, Ciliophora, Oligohymenophorea, Hymenostomatida, Tetrahymenidae. The transcript is spliced from 3 exons.